Messenger RNA from Megalops cyprinoides (Indo-Pacific tarpon), 755 nucleotides. RefSeq names its product CDC42 small effector 2 (gene cdc42se2). Gene Ontology annotation, biological process: regulation of Rho protein signal transduction. The transcript is spliced from 4 exons. Bases 145 to 402 code for a protein of 85 amino acids. Gene Ontology annotation, cellular component: plasma membrane. Lineage: Eukaryota; Metazoa; Chordata; Actinopteri; Elopiformes; Megalopidae. The record is from RefSeq and is a predicted model, not a curated record. Gene Ontology annotation, molecular function: small GTPase binding.
CAAAGCACUGCUGCCACCGGCCCCGCCCCCCCCCCCUCCGUGCUCCGGAGCGGCUCCCUCAGGGAUCUGAGGCUCUCAGUUUUUAGCGGUGCACCUCUGGCCCUGUGGACGACCUGCACAGGAAACGCCGUGGGAGCAUCCACCAUGAGCGAGUUCUGGUUGUGUUUCAACUGCUGCAUUGCGGAACAGCCCCAGCCGAAGCGACGGAGGCGUAUCGACCGAAGUAUGAUCGGAGAGCCGACAAACUUCGUUCACACAGCUCACGUAGGAUCAGGAGACCUCUUCAGUGGCAUGAACUCUGUGAACUCAAUUCAGAACCAAAUGCAGUCGAAGGGCGGAUACGGGGGGGAAGCCAUGCCCGUUAAUGUCCAGAUGCAGCUGGUGGACACAAAAGCUGGAUAACCUGUACAGAGAUUGUGUGUGCGACCACUCCUCACGCAACAUGCGGACAGUUUUGCACUCCACCGGAAUGAGGCUUCCUCGCCCGCCAGACACACUCCUCCCAUCGGCUCUGAAGACCAGGAGCUCCCGCUUCCACCUCCUCUCGGUCCAGCUCUGUCAGACGCUAGCAUGACCCUCAUUUCUGCAAGUGCAAGUGUAACGCUUAUUCUGUGAUUUGCCGUGAGCAAUUGUGUUAGUUGUUUUUCUUUUCUUUUUUUUUUUUAUUGUCGAUGUCUGAAGGUCUGGAACCUGCAAGUACAAAUGUUCUUGGUUUUUUUUUUUAUUUACAAAAUAUUUUAAAGUUUUUUUUUUUU